CUUCCAUCAGGCCUCGUGGCCGCAGGGCCAACCCCCGCGCCGCCCGCGGAUUCUCCCUUCCGCCCAGGAGCCUGGGGGGGGCUUAUCCCCAAUCGCACACUCACACUUUUUUUCAUGCGACUAUGUUGGGCACACUUCUGAGUUUAGUGCUCCAUAGUCCGCUGCACAUGUUUGACGCAUGGAAAGCGGAGGACAUCUCAUCGAACCCCUGCUUCGUUGACAUCGUUGUGAGCCCAGCGAUUUCACAGAGUCAGGAGCUGAGACAGGCAGUGGCGACUCUACACACGCAGGCACAUGUUGUGUAUCAGUUCUGGUGGGAGAGAGGGGGGCACACCAAUAAGAGUUCGGGUUGCGCGGCAUUCUUGAAGAAGAGAGCGGUGAGGUCAUCCCACGUGGUGGAGAUCGUCCAUCCCCCGAGCGACCUUGCGGGGAGAUGUGGUCUCAUUCGCAUCCGUUCUGGCCGGUUGGUAUCUCGGUGAGAGUGGUUUUUUUUUCCCCCCGGUGUCCAACAUGAAGGUGAACCAUUGGCGCAGCACAUGCAAGCGCCUCGUGUCUUGGACGCACUCGAGUAUCCAGUUCGCUAGUCAGAGGUCGCUCGUUGUCGUGGGGCUCGACGCGAAUUGCCAGUUCGGUCGGCGACGGGUUGGGCAGGGACUGAACACUACGUUCCAUGAUGGUCGGUCGCCAGGUCGGCCCGUAUGCGAUGGGAGAGGAGAGUGGUUUGUCGGCGCAGAUAUGGCAUAUACUCGAAAUGGAUGGCUUGAUUGUUGUGGAUAGUUUCUUCCCCGUCGGGCACGUAUCAUGGCGCGGAGUCUCAAAGUGCGCCCGACCACAUCUUGGAUCCAGCGGAUGCGUUACAGGCGACGGGACCCUGCCGUAUUCUGAAGCGUUGCAUGCGGGAGUUGCCGAUCAUCCCCGACGCCAGGCCGAGAGACCACGCCCCCGUCUUGUGGUAGGCGAAUUCCCAGCUGCAGGCGCCGACUGGCCAGGACCGUCCGGGUGGACCAGCAUGGGAUCGUGAGUAUCUGGCAACUUUGCUGCAACACCUAGGAGACGGCGGUGGUAUCAUGACAGCGUUGGAGAGGGCUUCCAUCGAGACACGGAGGAAUUGGGAGCAUAAUGCAGCUAAGUUGGACCCAUCGGACGCGUGGCAGGACCUCGCGAAUGACAUACAGCAGGCGGCGCUCGCAGAGGCUACCAUAGUGGUCCAAAGAGUGGCGCUUCAGACUCACAUGCAGAAGCGCGCGGAGGUAUUGAACAAACGAAAAAUGCCAGGUUCGCUUGCCACACAAGAAGAUCGAUUGCACCUGCGGCGGCUCGAGAAGGACACUAAACAGCUUAACCAUCAGCUGGACCUGGAGCACGUUGAUCAUUAUUCGGGGCGGCUGAACGACAUCAAGGUGCCCAUGAUUACCACCGUGCAUGGCGCCUGAUCUACUCCAUAGGCCGCAGACGCAGGCGCCCCCGACAGCGCACUUACAUCGUGCUGCCGGCCUACCACCCCAGCAUGGACGAGUGGACCGACACCAAGUCCGCUUCCGCGAUGGGGGAAGGCUUCAAUGUUGUCGUGGAGGAGGACCCGAUGGAAGUGUCGCUAGAGUCCCUGAGGCGCAUUGGGGAGGAGGGCCAGGAGUAUUUCAGCGGCGCCACCGCUUCGCUUUCGUGGGACGACUGGUUUAGAACGCUAGACCUAGUUCAGGAGAGCCGCUCGGAGGAGCUGCGGCACUGGAUGCUGCAGCAGGCGACCGGUGACUGGACAGGCGUGUGGCCGCGCGCACAGCAUCUAGGUGAAUAGGCACUCGCGUGCGCUCAGAGUCGAUUGCGCCUUCGUUGCCCAGCGUUCACAGAUAGCUUUAGCCGUGCACUCAUACAAUUUAAGGCGAAAGCUAAGACACCGCAUCGAUGACACUGGCGUUGCACCUUCCAGCUUUCCAAGGGGAGCCUCCAGGGAGGCGCCAUGGCCAUGAGGCCGACCACUGUCACUGUCCGUUGGGGAAGGCCUGGUGUCGGGGCUUAUUGAGCCAGCGUCCUUCCCUCCCUCCGCGUGCCAUUGGCUGCGCGGCCCACCGGCGUCGUCAGAAUGCUCAGCUCGUCACCGGGAUUCACAGCUGGAGGCUCAACGCAAAAUUGCACAUCGCACCUUUCCCGGAAGGGAGACACGUCGAAUGCGUUCCCCUCCACGUCGCGCGGGGAGCUCACAGGACGGAUGAGCAGAUAAUUCGCCGCCUGCAGGAUCGACCUUCUUCCUUCAGAGGCACGCGGAGGCGGCGGUGGAGAUCGGGCGGG
Molecule: messenger RNA, 2286 nt
Organism: Prorocentrum cordatum
Lineage: Eukaryota; Dinophyceae; Prorocentrales; Prorocentraceae
Source: the annotation of a GenBank genome assembly